ACAGCCUGUUAAGAUAUGAAACGGUGGGGGACCACUCUGCCGUAGAUAAGCCUCGAUCCCUUCGUUGUCCACCACUACACUUCCAACUUUUCCGGAGACACCGCUAGAUUCCCCCGCCCGUGCUCGGCGGCGCUUGAGAUUCACGCGAUGGCUUCGCCGUUAUUCUCCACCCUCUCCUACUGGCUCGUGAACCAUCCCAAGAUCGCUCAUUUCACGUGGACCGAAGGCGAAACUCUCGCUUCCUCCGUCUCAUUCGCCGCCGUCUCCGUCGCCGGCUACCUCUCCGCCACCUUCCUCCUCCGCUCCGCCGUCGAAAUCCUCCCCUCGCUCGGCCCGCGCAUCCUCAAACCCAUCACAGCCGUUCACAGCCUCGUCCUCUGCCUGCUCUCCCUCAUCAUGGCUGUUGGUUGCACCCUCUCCAUAAUCUCCCACGCGCCCGACGCGGCGGCGUGUGCCAAACACGCGAUAUGCUUCCCUCUGGAAUUGAAACCCACCGGACCUCUCUUCUUCUGGGCCCACGUCUUCUACCUCUCGAAGAUCCUCGAGUUCGGAGACACCCUGUUGAUUAUCCUGGGGAGAUCGAUCCAACGGCUGUCGUUCCUCCACGUGUACCACCACGCGACGGUGGUAGUGAUGUGUUACCUGUGGCUCCGUACACGGCAGUCGAUGUUCCCGGUGGCGCUUGUGACCAACGCGACGGUGCACGUGAUCAUGUACGGAUACUACUUCCUCUGCGCCAUUGGGUCACGACCAAAGUGGAAGAGACUGGUGACGAACUGUCAGAUUGUGCAGUUCGUGUUGAGCUUCGUGUUGUCGGGUUGGAUGCUGUACGAACACUCUGUCGGGUCGGGUUGCUCCGGGUUCUUGGGAUGGUGCUUCAACGCUGCGUUUAACGCUUCUCUAUUGGCUCUGUUCUUGAACUUUCAUUCCAAGAACUACGCCAGGACACGACAGGUCAGAUCAGAACCCAAAGGCUCUGGCUUUUCUGCAGAGAAACGUGAUUAGCUCUAAAGUCUGCAUCUUUAUCACGCCCUUUCUUCCGAGUUAUUCAUAUUUCAUUCAAAAUGUGUUUGGAACCGUUGAACAGCUGAGAUUCUUUUCAUGGGUCGUGAUUCGGAUUGUUUAAAUGCUCGAAAGGAUUGCAUUUUCUAGGGAGAAAUCA
Molecule: messenger RNA, 1162 nt
Organism: Tarenaya hassleriana
Lineage: Eukaryota; Viridiplantae; Streptophyta; Magnoliopsida; Brassicales; Cleomaceae
Product: elongation of fatty acids protein 3-like
Exons: 1
Coding region: 148-1005 (285 amino acids)
Biological process (GO): sphingolipid biosynthetic process; fatty acid elongation, monounsaturated fatty acid; fatty acid elongation, saturated fatty acid
Cellular component (GO): endoplasmic reticulum membrane
Molecular function (GO): fatty acid elongase activity
Source: RefSeq, a predicted model, not a curated record